AAUUUUAAUGGGUGCCUCAAGACUGUCCAUAAUUUUAAUGGGUGCCUCGGGAUUGUCCAUAAUUUUAAUGGGUGCCUCGGGAUUGUCCAUAAUUUUAAUGGGUGCCUCAAGACUGUCCAUAAUUUUAAUGGGUGCCUCAAGACUGUCCAUAAUUUUAAUGGGUGCCUCAAGACUGUCCAUAAUUUUAAUGGGUGCAUCAAGACUACUGUCCAUAAUUUUAAUGGGUGCCUCAAGACUGUCCAUAAUUUUAAUGGGUGCCUCAAGACUGUCCAUAAUUUUAAUGGGUGCAUCAAGACUGUCC
Molecule: messenger RNA, 301 nt
Organism: Staurois parvus
Lineage: Eukaryota; Metazoa; Chordata; Amphibia; Anura; Ranidae
Source: the annotation of a GenBank genome assembly